Molecule: messenger RNA, 1340 nt
Organism: Fukomys damarensis (Damara mole-rat)
Lineage: Eukaryota; Metazoa; Chordata; Mammalia; Rodentia; Bathyergidae
Gene: Arf5
Product: ADP ribosylation factor 5
Exons: 5
Coding region: 203-940 (245 amino acids)
Biological process (GO): vesicle-mediated transport; intracellular protein transport
Cellular component (GO): cytoplasm; plasma membrane
Molecular function (GO): GTP binding; GTPase activity
Source: RefSeq, a predicted model, not a curated record
CGCCCCCGCAUCCCUCCAGCCCCGCUCACCUGGCUCUCGGACCCGAGUUACCCACCUCCUAACGUCGGGGGCCUCUGCUCUCCAGAGGACCCGGGUCUGCAUCGCAGUCCCCGGGCCUGAAACCCGGAGCUGCGGGCCUGGGUGGGGUGAGCUCCCUCCGCCCCAGCCCGGCUGCUAAGAAGGGAGGAUUCCGCCCUUGGAGAUGACUUUUGAAAGGAGCGCGGCCUUCCUCCCGUGCCCCUCACCUCCCCGGCCUCUCCCGUCCCUCGCCCACUUUGGGGGUAGGAGUUGGCUCCCGCCGCCUACACUGCUCCUCCAGGCCCCGAAGGUAGAGAACAGCGCGCACCUGGAGGCUCUGGGGCUCUCCGCCCCCGUUCCCACCGGCUGGCCUGGCCUCUCUCUUUCCCUGGUCUCUAGGGGGCUCCCUCACUCCCUGUCCAUUCCUGUGCCCCUCUCCUUUGCAGUUGGCUUGGAUGCGGCCGGCAAGACUACGAUCCUCUACAAACUGAAGUUGGGGGAGAUUGUCACCACUAUCCCCACCAUAGGUUUCAAUGUGGAAACAGUGGAAUAUAAGAACAUCUGUUUUACAGUCUGGGAUGUGGGAGGCCAGGACAAGAUUCGGCCUCUGUGGCGGCACUACUUCCAGAACACUCAGGGCCUCAUCUUUGUGGUAGACAGUAAUGACCGAGAGCGGGUCCAGGAAUCUGCUGAUGAACUACAGAAGAUGCUCCAGGAGGAUGAGCUACGGGAUGCAGUGCUGCUGGUAUUUGCCAACAAGCAGGAUAUGCCCAAUGCCAUGCCCGUGAGCGAGCUGACCGACAAGCUGGGGCUACAGCACUUGCGCAGCCGCACGUGGUACGUCCAGGCCACCUGUGCGACUCAAGGCACAGGCCUGUAUGAUGGGCUGGACUGGCUGUCCCAUGAGCUGUCAAAGCGCUAACCAGCCAGGGGCAGGCCCCUGCUGCCCAGAAGCUCCCGUGUGCAUCCCGGGGAUGACAAGACUCACGGAUUCCUCAGGCAGUGCCCUUGCCUCCACUCUUCCUCCCCACAGACAGGCCUCUGCUCGUGCUCCUGCCUGCAUGUUCUCUCUGUCGUUGGAGCCCAGAGCCCUGCUCUCUGGGCACAGAGGGGUUCUCCCUCCUGCCUGCUGGGACCUGUGGAAGGGCUUCCUGGCCAAGGCCCCCUUUUCCAGAAGAGAAGCAGGGAUCUGGGUUUACUUUUGUUUUAUUUUCUCUUUGGGCUGUACCCUUGGGGCCAGGUUUGGGGGGGAAAGUGAGGGCUGUGGGUGGUGCUAUGAUGUGAAACUGGAUAUUGAGUAAUAAAUUUGCUGUGGUUUGUAC